Messenger RNA from Vespula pensylvanica (western yellowjacket), 989 nucleotides. RefSeq names its product dynein axonemal light chain 1-like. The transcript is spliced from 3 exons. The record is from RefSeq and is a predicted model, not a curated record. The coding region runs from base 185 to 826 and encodes 213 amino acids. Gene Ontology annotation, cellular component: cytoplasm. Gene Ontology annotation, molecular function: protein kinase binding. Lineage: Eukaryota; Metazoa; Arthropoda; Insecta; Hymenoptera; Vespidae.
AAGAAAGUAGAUACAUUGAUUGUUUCCUAGGCACUGUUACGAUUACUCCGAUCAUUACCUUGUCCAGAUAAAUCCAAAUUUUAUCCUUUAUUUUCUUUUUCUAUCUAUCUUUAUUCUUAUUGAUUGCUUGUUCUUUUUUUAUAAAUAGUAAGAAAUAUAUUAGAAAUUUAAGUACGAAGAAGAAAUGGCAGUCGUCAAGGCAACGACUUGUAAAGAAGCUAUACGACGUUGGGAGGAAGAAAAUAAGCAGGAUCCUGCGACUGCAAAAGAAGUUGUUCUAAGCUUUCAAUGGCUUCCUAUCGAAAAGAUGGAUAAUUCUUUGGCGUGUUUAACCGGAUGUGAAAAAUUAUCUUUGUCGACGAAUAUGAUCGAAAAGAUAACAGGAAUUGGUACGUUGAAAAACUUAAAGAUCUUGUCGCUGAGUCGUAAUGUGGUGAAAAGCUUUUCAGGUCUCGAACCACUUGGUGAUACUUUAGAAGAACUUUGGAUUUCCUACAAUUAUAUCGAAAAAAUGAAGGGAAUCAGCGCAAUGAGAAAUCUUCGAGCAUUGUAUAUGUCUAAUAAUUUGGUGAGAGAUUGGCUCGAAUUUAGCAGAUUGCAAGAACUUACAAAUAUUCGAGAUCUAUCUUUUGUUGGAAAUCCAUUGUACGAUAGUCUUGAGAUAGAUCAAUGGAGACUGGAAGUUGCCCGACGUCUUCCUCAUCUGGAAAAAUUAGAUGGUGAACCAAUUAUACGAACCGAAGACAAUACAUGCAUUAAUCAGACAAUGUUAAUUAAGAACGACGGUUCCUCUUCAAAUUCGAAAAUUCCUGAAGAAAUGCCAUAGCUUAUUAUUACUAUUAUAUUUCUUUCUUCCUUUUUUAUUGUUGUUGGUCAAUAGAUACUAAUAUUUAUACAUAUAUAUCAUUUAUUUGUCUCACGAUACAAGAUAGAUUGUACAUACGUUUUGGUGGUCUGAAAAAGCAAAAUAUACUAGAAGUUCGAUUGGA